Chlorella variabilis is the source of this 2772-nucleotide messenger RNA. RefSeq lists its product as hypothetical. Lineage: Eukaryota; Viridiplantae; Chlorophyta; Trebouxiophyceae; Chlorellales; Chlorellaceae. The record is from RefSeq and is a predicted model, not a curated record. The transcript is spliced from 4 exons. Gene Ontology annotation, molecular function: protein binding. The coding region runs from base 1 to 2772 and encodes 923 amino acids.
AUGUCGCUGGACAUGGCGGCGAGUCGGGGCCCCGUGUUGCUGCUGUGGGCUCCCAGCCGUCUCAUCCGGGAGCUCCGCGCCUUCUGUGUGCCCGAGCUGCAAGAACAGUACCGGCAGGCUGCGCUGCGGCGCUGCGGCGGCACCGUGGCGGCCGCCCCGCCGCUGCCGCUCGCCGUGAACGCCGGAGACCUGUUGCUGGCGGAAGCUGGCUGCACAUGCCCUGCCUCCCAGCAGCCCAGCGCUGCAGGCCUCGACCUGCCGCUGCUGCUGGAGGCGGCGCAGAGGUGCACGCUCCUAACAGCCGCCCUCCAGCCGCUGGCGGCGGCGCCGACGCUCGAAGCUGCCGCGGCGGCCGCCGCCCAGGCGCUGCAAGCCGCAGGCGGCUCCGCAGCGCAGCACCCGCUCAGAGUGCUCAGCUGGGGAGGCGGCGCGGCCAGGGCGCCAGCCGAGCGCUUCCUGCGCCGCCGCCUGCAGCAGCUGGGGCUGGGAUGCAGCCCGCAGGCGGGGCUGCCAGCCCUCUGGUGCAUCCAGGAGCAGCAGCAGCAGCAGCCAGAGGUGCUCAUUGGCCUGGAGCUGGUGGCUGGGGCGCCGCUGCCUGCCGGUGCUGGGGAAGCUGCCCGGCGGCUGGGCCCUACCGCCAUGGCUCCUGAGCUGGCGGCCGUCAGCGCCAGCCUGGCAGCCGUCCACCCUGGCGCGCUGGUGCUGGACCCUUUCUGCGGUACUGGCAGCCUGCUGGAAGCUGCCCUGCAGCUGCACGGGGCGGGGCUGGCUGUGGGAUCCGACAUCGACCCCACCCACUUUGCACGCCACCCCAGCCAGCGCUGCACCACAGACACCAACCCCAGCAGCAGCCCCAGCGGCUGCCCCGGCGGCAGAUUGCCUGUGUUCAUGCAGGCCGACGCAGCUUCCCUGCGAUACCUGCUUCCCCCGGCAGUACUGGAUGCCAUCAUCACCGACCUUCCCUAUGGCUACCGCACCACCGUGGAGGCCGGCGGGGCAGGCAAUGCAGCGGACACAUCGGCAGCCGCAGGCAGCGCAGUCGGCACAGCAGCAGGCGCAGGCAGCGCAGCGGGAGCAGCAGCAGCAGAAGCCGAGGAGGCAGCUGGCGGUGCAGGCGGCUGGCGGCAGCUGCUGGGUGCGCUGCUGCAGCUGGCGGCGCACACGCUGGUGCCCGGCGGCCGCCUGCUGGCUUGGAUGCCCCUUGUGGCGGCCGGCGGCGCCAGCUGCUCGCAUGCUUCAGAGGGGCAGCAGCAGCGGGGAGGCAGCCCUUCACAGCAGCAGAAUCAGAAGCAGCAGGGAGUCACCUCCCCGCAGCAGCACCAGCAGCAGCAGCAGAAGCUGGAGGAGUGGGGCCUUCGGCAGCAGCCGCCCCUGCGCCUCCUGCACUGGCUGCCAGAGACCCGCCAGGCGGGCUACCCCAGAGCGGUGGCUGUCUUCCAACGGGAGCCCGGCAGCGGCGCCAGUGAUGGUACCAGCGAUGGUACCAGCGAUGGUACCACUGGCAGCAGCUGCGCCAAUAGCAGCGGCAGCGGCAGCAGCAGCAGCGGUAGUGCCAGGCAGGCGGCGCUUUUGCAGGCGCUGCGGGCCGCGGCGGCCAGCCGGCCGGUCCACAACUUGCCUGCCAGCGAGCAUCCCAGUAGUGGGGGGGCGCGGGAGAGUGGGAUGCAGCAGCUUCAGGAUGACCGGCAGCAGGCGCAGCAGGCGGGCCAGCAGGAGCGGCCUUCGGCAGCCGCCGUGCAGCUGCGAGGCGUUGCGUACCGCCAGGUCCGCGCCGCUGCCGCCGGCGCCGCCAUCGAUGUGUGGAGGGCGGCAUGGCUGGGAGACGCCGUCGCCAUCGCCGAGUAUGCUGCGGCCGGCGGCGAUGUGGAUGCCCGGGACCGCAAGGGCCAGACGGCGCUGCAGUUUGCGGCAGGCUACGGCAAGGAUGGGGCGGUGGCUGCACUGCUGCAGCUAGGAGCCGACCCCUCGGCGGCAGCAGACCGCAGCGGCACGGCGCCCCUGCACCGCGCCGCGGCCCGCAACCACCUCGCCGCCAUGCGCCUGCUGCUAGCUGACGGCGCCGACUGCUGGCAGGCCUCCGCGCCCGCCGCCGCCGCCGCCGCGGCCGCCGCAGCUCCGCGGGCGGCGGCAGCGGAGGCAGAGCCAGGGCGCGGCGCUGCGGGCGCGGCGGACGGCUCGUCACCCGCGGCAGGCGGCGGGCAGACGCCCCUCAUGUUUGCCGCCCAGUUUGGGCACGCGGGCGCGGUGUCGCUCCUGCUGGAGCACCUCGCCGGCAGCAGAGCCAACAGCAGCAGCAGCGGCAGCAGCGGCAGCAGCAGCAGCAGUGAUGGUGCUAUUGAAAGCGGCGGCGCAGGAACCGGCCGAGCUGCCGGCAGCGCCCUGCAGUGCCACCUGGCGCUGACCGACGCCUCUGGCCUCACCGCCCUCCACCUGGCGGCCCAGUGGGGCAUGGCGGCUGUGGUGCAGCUGCUGCUGGCUGCCGGCGCAGACCCCAACCAGCGGUCGCGGUGCCCCCGCCAGCUGGCGCCCGCCCACCUGGCGGCACGCUGGGGCCACGCUGAGGCGCUGGGCGCGCUGCGGCGGGGAGGCGCUGACCUGGCGGCCGCCUGCGCCGGCCGCGACUGGACGCCGCUGCGGGAGGCAGAGGAGUGGCGGCGGGCGGGCUGUGUGCGGCUGCUGCGAGGGCUGGCGGGUGAGGAGGAGCAGCAGCAGCAGGGGCGAGAGGCGCAGCGGGAGCAGCAGGAGCAGCAAGGUGGGCAGCAGCCGGCGUGA